Messenger RNA from Ictalurus furcatus (blue catfish), 8775 nucleotides. RefSeq names its product dedicator of cytokinesis 1 (gene dock1). The transcript is spliced from 52 exons. Gene Ontology annotation, biological process: small GTPase-mediated signal transduction; cell migration. Bases 1055 to 6703 code for a protein of 1882 amino acids. Gene Ontology annotation, cellular component: cytoplasm; plasma membrane. Gene Ontology annotation, molecular function: small GTPase binding; guanyl-nucleotide exchange factor activity. NCBI's taxonomy places the organism in Eukaryota, Metazoa, Chordata, Actinopteri, Siluriformes, Ictaluridae. The record is from RefSeq and is a predicted model, not a curated record.
CAAAAUAUGCGAUGUGGCUUGCGGAGAUUUUUACGCUUUUUACUGUCCAGAAAACGACUUGAAUUGGCGAAAUUGUUUUGCAUGGCCUUUUGCACUGAUGUUUGUUGGUAAAUGAGACCUGUUAGCUGUACUCAUGUUCGACGCACGUGAAUCGAAGAGGGCUUUGACUGAACGAGCGUUGUGAUGACGCCACAUGACGCGUCUUGGCGCAAACCUGCAGAAAAUCUGUGGUAAUUCUGAAAAAUUGCAAGCUCCUCCAUAUAUUGCAGAGUUUUCUUGAUUUUGUGUUCAUUUCUGCGAAAUCCUGGAGGGACUGUGUUUUAUUAUUUUUUUUAUUUCUUUCUUUUAUUUUGUCUGAAAAGUGUUCUUUUACCUAAUAUGCUGCUUUCUUUACUGAAAUGCAAACAUUUGUUUCUGUAGCAUUUCAUUUUGUGCCGGAAAACAACGGUUUGCAUAACUAAAAUGCUUUUGUACUGAUUUGAUAAUGUAAAAACAAAGUUUGUACUGAAAAACAAACAAACAAACAAACCCAAGGGUGCCUAAAGCUUUUGCACAGUACUGUACAUAGCCUACUGCCAGUACUAGUCAUACUACUACUAGUAUUGACUAAAGAGUUAAUCGAUUUGUCUGGAAUCGAUUCUUUAAAAUGAUUCACUUUUAAAGAAACCGACUCACUUGCUACAGGUCUUAAAUAGAAGCUAGUGAUUCAUUUAUAUCUUUAAAUCCUCCCCCCCCCUUAUAAAGAAAGCACAACAUUAUUGAUAAAUCAAACGAAAUUAAAUUCAAAUGAUAUUUAUGGUCUUUCCUCGGGUGGUUAGAGCAGGGACCACGUGACCAAAAGUUUUGUCUCUCUCUCUCUCUCUCUCUCUCUCUCUCUGAGUGUGCACCCCCUCGCGGACCAGGCAGUUAACGAUGGAAAAUGGCGCCUAGAUGCGGCUUCCCAGCACACUCACAGUGAAGACAACACCACAGAAAAGUCCUGGAGGAAAAGCUGUGCAUGUUCCUGGACCGGUGAAGACCAUUCCGAGCUGAUAGUUUGUGAAUUUGAGUGAGAAUGUCGCGCUGGAUUCCUACCAAGAAGGAAAAGUACGGCGUCGCGAUUUAUAACUAUGAUGCUCGCGGUGAGGAGGAGCUUUCACUGCAGAUUGGAGACACAGUACAUAUACUGGAGACGUAUGAAGGCUGGUACAGAGGACACCGGCUGAGGAGGCGCUCAAAAAAGGGCAUAUUUCCUGCCUGUUACAUACACCUGAAAGAGGCCUCAGUUGAAGGCAGUGGACCAAAGGAGACGGUCAUUCCCACAGAGCUGCCUCUGGUGCAUGAGGUCACCACCACUCUGAGAGAAUGGGCGUCCAUCUGGAGGGACUUGUAUGUGGGUGACAAGCGUGAGAUGUUUAAUACCGUUCGUGACAUGAUCUAUGAUCUCAUCGAGUGGCGAUCACAGAUUCUGUCAGGAACUCUUCCACAGGACGAGCUCUCCGAACUCAAGCAGAAAGUCACCUCCAAGAUCGACUAUGGCAACAAGGUUUUGGAUCAGGAUCUGGUGGUGAGAGAUAAGGAUGGGAACAUUUUGGACCCAGACCUCACCAGCACCAUCAGCCUGUUCCGAGCACACGAGGCUGCAUCCAGACAGAUCGAUGAACGCCUCCAGGAGGAGAAGUCUCAGAGACAGAAUCUGGAUCGACAGGCCAAGUUUGCCUCCACGCCAUCCUUCGCUCUGUUUGUGACGCUAAAGAACGUGGUGUGUAAGAUCGGAGAGGAUGCCGAGGUGCUCAUGUCCCUCUACGACCCCAAUGAGUACAAGUUCAUCAGUGAGAACUACCUUGUCCGGUGGUCCAGCUCCGGUCUGGUCAAAGACAUCGAUCAGCUUCACAACCUGCGAGCCGUGCUCACUGAUCUGGGCAGUGAGGAUCUGAAACGGGAGAAAAUCAGUUUUGUCUGUCAGAUCGUCCGAGUUGGGCGAAUGGAACUGCGAGACAACAACACUAAAAAGUUGACGUCCGGGCUCCGAAGGCCCUUCGGAGUGGCAGUAAUGGAUGUCACCGAUAUCAUCACUGGCAAAAUGGAUGACGAAGACAAGCAGCACUUCAUUCCUUUUCAGCCGCUUGCGCUGGGUGACGCCAUCCGCCACAGGCAGCUGAACAUCUCCCGUUUUUCACCCAGGGUGGCAGGAGAGAACGACUUUCUCCAGAGCGUCAUCAACAAAGUCAUCAGCGCCAAAGAGGUCAAUCAUAAGGGCCAAGGGCUUUGGGUCACACUGAAGCUGUUACCCGGUGAUAUCCAUCAGAUCCGGAAGGAUUUCCCCCACCUGGUGGACCGCUCCACUGCCGUUGCCCGCAAAAUGGGCUUCCCUGAGAUCAUCAUGCCAGGUGACGUUCGUAAUGACAUUUAUGUGACGCUGACUCACGGGGACUUCGAUAAAGGCAGUAAAACCACGCCCAAGAAUGUGGAAGUCACCAUGUCUGUGUAUGAUGAGGAAGGCAAGAGACUGGAGAACGUGAUCUUCCCCGGUGCCGGAGAUGAUGGAAUUACAGAGUACAAGUCUGUGAUUUACUAUCAGGUCAAACAGCCGCGCUGGUUCGAGACCAUCAAGGUGGCUAUCCCUAUUGAGGAUGUUAACAGGAGUCAUCUGCGAUUCACUUUCAAACAUCGCUCUUCUCAAGACUACAAAGACAGGUCAGAGAAGAUCUUUGCCUUGUCUUUUGUGAAGCUGAUGAGAUAUGACGGCACUACACUCAGGGAUGGAGAACACGAUCUGAUCGUCUACAAGGCUGAGGCUAAGAAGCUGGAGGACUCCUCUCUCUAUCUGAGCCUGCCAGCCACCAAGCUCGAGCUAGAGGAGAAAGGCCACUUCCCCACGGGCAAGGGCUCACAGAGCCUGGGCAACUGUACCAUCAGCAAGGACUCCUUCCAGAUUGCCACUCUGGUGUGUUCCACCAAGCUCACGCAGAACGUGGAUCUGCUUGGUUUGCUGAAAUGGCGCUCGAACACCAACCUGCUCCAACAAAACCUGCGUCAGCUAAUGAAGGUGGACGGAGGAGAGGUGGUCAAGUUCUUGCAGGACACCCUGGAUGCUUUAUUCAACAUAAUGAUGGAAAACUCUGACAGUGACACGUUUGACACACUGGUGUUUGAUGCCUUGGUGUUUAUAAUUGGAUUGAUAGCAGACAGAAAGUUCCAGCAUUUUAACCCUGUUCUGGAGACGUACAUCUGGAAACACUUCAGUGCCACCCUGGCAUACACGAAACUGACAAAGGUUUUGAAGAACUACGUGGACCAUGCGGAGAAGUUGACAGACCAGCUUCUGAAGGCCAUGAAGGCUCUGGAGUACAUCUUUAAGUUCAUCGUGCGAUCUCGAGUCCUCUUCAACCAGCUGUAUGAGAAUAAAGGAGAAUCAGACUUCAUGGAGUCAGUGAGGAAUCUCUUCACCUCAUUCAGCAUCAUGAUGAACAGUGACGUUGAGAGCACCAGCAUGGUCAAGGGUGCAGCGUUGAAAUAUGUUCCUACCAUCGUCAAUGACGUCAAACUGGUCUUUGAUCCAAAAGAGCUCAGUAAACUGUUCAGCGAGUUCAUCCUGAAGGUGCCACCAGGUCGCUUGGUCAAGCAGAAGCUCUACUGCAUGAUCGACAUCGUCCACAGCGACCUCUUCACACAUCAUGACUGCAGAGAGAUCCUUCUGCCACUUAUGACUGAUCAGCUGAAGUUUCACUUGGAGCAGCAUGAGGAGCUGGAGGCCUGCUGCCAGCUGCUCAGCAACAUCCUGGAGGUGUUGUACAGGAGUGAUGUGGGUCCGACUCAAUGGCAUAUUCAGAUCAUUAUGGAGAAGUUGUUGAGGACCGUGAACAGGACCGUGAUCUCACUGGGACGCGACUCUCCUCUCAUUGGCAGUUUUGUGGCGAGUAUGACGGCCACACUCCGACAGAUGGACGACUAUCACUACGCUCACCUGAUCAACACCUUCGGCAAGAUGAGGACAGAUGUGGUGGACUUCUUAAUGGAAACAUUUAUCAUGUUCAAAGACCUCAUCGGGAAGAAUGUCUACCCCACUGACUGGGUCAUCAUGAACAUGAUGCAGAACAAAGUCUUCCUGCGAGCCAUCAAUCAAUACGCAGCCGUGCUGAGCAAGAAGUUCCUGGACCAGACCAACUUCGAGCUUCAGUUGUGGAAUAACUACUUCCACCUGGCCGUGGCCUUCCUUACCCAGGAGUCUCUGCAGCUGGAGAACUUCUCAAGUGACAAACGAGCGAAAAUCUUUCAGAAGUAUCAGGACAUGAGGCGCCAGAUUGGCUUUGAGAUCCGGGACAUGUGGUACAACCUGGGUCCACACAAGAUCAAGUUCAUCCCUGAGAUGGUGGGACCCAUAUUGGAGAUGACGCUUGUUCCAGAGAUUGAGCUGCGAAAAGCAACUAUCCCCAUCUUCUUCGACAUGAUGCAGUGCGAGUUCCACUUCACGCGCAGUUUCCAAAGGUUUGAAAACGAGAUCAUCACGAAGCUGGAUCACGAGGUGGAAGGAGGCCGCGGAGAUGAGCAGUACAAAAUUCUCUUCCAGAAGAUCCUCUUGGAGCACUGUAGGAAGCAUAAAUACCUGGCAAAGAACGGCGAGAACUUUGUGAGUCUGGUGGUGCGUCUGCUGGAGAGGUUGCUGGACUACAGGACUAUCAUGCACGAUGAGAGCAAAGAGAAUCGCAUGAGCUGUACAGUUAACGUGUUGAAUUUCUACAAGGAGAUUGAGAGGGAGGAGAUGUACAUCAGGUACCUGUAUAAAUUAUGUGACCUGCAUAAGGAGUGUGAUAACUACACUGAGGCUGCCUACACUCUAUUGCUGCACGCCAAACUUCUGAAGUGGUCAGAAGACGCGUGUGCAGCUCACCUGACUCAGAGAGAUGGAUAUCACGCGAGCACUCAAGGCCAGCUCAAGGACCAGCUUUACCAGGAGAUUAUCAACUACUUCGACAAGGGAAAGAUGUGGGAGGAGGCCAUCAUACUGGGGAAGGAGCUUGCCGAACAGUACGAGAACGAGAUGUUUGACUUUGAGCAGCUCAGUGCUUUACUGAGGAAGCAGGCACAGUUCUACGAGAAUAUAGUGAAGGUGAUCAGGCCCAAACCGGACUACUUUGCUGUGGGUUAUUAUGGCCUGGGUUUCCCUUCAUUCCUCAGGAAUAAGAUGUUUAUCUACCGGGGAAAAGAGUACGAGCGGCGGGAGGAUUUUGAGGCGAGGCUACUCACACAGUUCCCCAACGCUGAGAAGAUGAAGACCACCACUGCCCCCAACGAUGAGCUCCGCCUUUCCUCUGGCCAGUAUAUUCAGUGUUUCACAGUGAAGCCAUUACUCGAGCUUGCUCCCAAAUUCCAAAACAAGCCUGUGUGUGAGCAGAUAGUCAGUUUUUACACCAUCAAUGAGGUCAUGAAGUUCCAGUACUCCAGACCCAUCCGCAAAGGCGAGAAAGAUCCGGAUAACGAAUUUGCUAAUAUGUGGAUCGAAAGGACUACAUAUGUCACGGCCUACAAGCUCCCCGGGAUCCUGCGCUGGUUUGAAGUCAUCUCUGUGUCUGCAGAAGAGAUUAGCCCUCUGGAGAACGCCAUAGAGACCAUGCAACUGACCAAUGAGAAGAUCAACAACAUGGUCCAGCGCCAUCUCAGUGACCCCAACCUUCCCAUCAACCCCCUGUCCAUGCUGCUCAAUGGCAUUGUGGACCCCGCUGUCAUGGGUGGCUUUGCUAACUAUGAAAAGGCGUUUUUCACAGAGAAGUACAUCCAGGAACACCCCGAGGACAAGGAGAAGAUUGACAAGCUGAAGGACCUGAUCGCCUGGCAGAUCCCAUACUUGGCAGAAGGUGUGCGUAUUCACGGUGAGAAGGUGACCGAGGCCCUGCGACCAUUCCACGACCGUCUUGAGGCAUGCUUCAAACAGUUAAAAGAGAAGGUGGAGAAACAGUACGGUGUGAAAUCGCUGCCCCCAAUGGCGGAUGAGCGUCGUGGCACACGUCCGCGGUCGAUGGUGCGCUCCUUCACCAUGCCAUCAUCUCAGAGGCCGCUGUCUGUCGCGUCUGUCACCUCCUUAUCAUCAGACAACUCGCCAUCAAGACCAGGAUCUGAUGGUUUUGCUCUGGAGCCCCUCUUGCCGAAGAAGCAGCACUUUAAGUCUCAGGACAAGCUGGACCGGGAUGAACCCGAAAAAGACAGGAAGGAGAAGAAGAAAGAAAAAAGAAACAGCAAACACCAAGAGAUCUUUGACAAGGAGCUGAAGGCCACCGACAUUCCCAUGCAGCCCACUGAGGCGGUCAUCCUGUCCGAGACGAUCAGUCCACUGCGUCCCCAGAGGCCAAAGAGUCAAGUGCUAAACGUGUUGGGAGAUAAGAGGCUGUCUGUGUCCCCGGGACCUGCUGUUCCUCAGACUACUUCUACUCUUCCUCCUCCCAUCACUCCAAGGGUCAAGCUCACCUUCAGCAUGCUCUCCUCCUCCAAUCUAGAACUGAAUGGGAUGGGCUAUGGUGAGACUCCACCUCCUCUGCCGAUCAAAAGCGGUAUGGGUGAUUAUGGGAACCUGAUGGAAAACCCAGAGCUGGCCAGCCCAACCACACCCCCUCCUCAUCCUCUACAUCAGCGGCAUCUGCCCCCUCCACUGCCGAGUAAAACUCCACCCCCUCCUCCUCCAAAAGCCACAAGGAAGCAGACCUCCAUUGACUCGGGGAUUGUGCAGUGAGAAUGGCAGUAUAUCAGACAGAAACUUCGGCGCUUCCUCAGACGCCGGGCUUGGGUGAUUUUGAUUCAGCCUUACUGACAGUGUGAUAAAAGCAAGAGUUCAUAGCAACUCCCUCAUCAUCUUCACACUGAAAGAGUUGGCCUGUCCAGGGACUCUCUCCUUUUUUUUUUUUUCUUUCUUCGACUCACCAAUUAUUAGUCAAAGCCUCAGCCCAGGUGGUAGUGCCAGGUACAUUAUCUGAUCUGUUUCACACAUCUACAGGCCUUUUAAAUGAAAUCGUCUGGAGAGGCAUGAGGAUAAAAUGAACAAAUCAUGACUUGCCUGUCUGGCAACAGUAUGCAGGUUUUUUGCAGCAUUAGAAUAAUUGUAAGUUUAAUAGUCAGCUGAUUUUACUUAAGAUUUGUGGUCUUGCUUUUCUUCCCCCAUUCUGACUCUAUGAUCAAGAAAUGACCGACUAUUCCAAAGCUUAGGGAUCAUCACGUAAUCAGAAUAUGCUUUAUACAUUUACCACUCCUCUUUUUCAAUAUAUACACAUGUACAGAUGUUUGUAUAUAUGAUUUUUUUUUUUGUUUGUUUUUUUUCCUCUGGACGUGUAUUUUAUAAUGAUUGUAUUAAUAUUGGGGCAAAUUAACUAGCAAUUUAUUUUUUAUCCAAAAAGGGCUUUUUAGGAUUUUAAAUGACAGGGAUUGUAAAGUACUAUUAUUGAAUAUGUAUUUUUUUUCCUCUUCGUUUUGGAGUGUACACAUCUAACUCCCACUGUCAUACCUUUGUAUAGAAACUGUAAUGCUGUAACCUUGGAUUACAAUAACAAUGACUGUUCCAAAUUCACUACUGACUUAAAUAAACUCAUUGUAUGUAUUUUUAAACUUGGCUACUGAGGCUGUGCUGACCCAACAGCAUGGUUAAAAUUAAUCUAAGAUGUAUUUCUGGUGCCUUGUUCCUGAUUAAAGUGUUGUUGAUCACUGACCCUCACUUCCCUCUGAACAGGCAAUGGAAUUGCGCUUAGACCUUUCCUCGUUCGUUCUUAUACAUUCCCUCUGCAAGUUACUUCACAUUAAAGGGCAGUGGUGCAAUCACAGGCCUCUGUAAGUUGAUUAAGUCAGCUAGAUUUGCAGUCCCUUCCGAAACUGCUGGAACGGCAAGACCAAUUCAUAUGUUGUUUUUUGUUGUGUUUUUUUGUUGUUGUUGUUGGAGAAUGAAGACAUUUGGGUUUGAGAUCAAAUGAUGAAUAUGAGAAGAGAGUUUAGAAUUUCAGUUUUUCUUUCCUGGUAUUCAUAUGUAGAUGUGUUAAACGAUAUACAAAAUGUGCUAUGUUCUAUCAGACCACCCAAUUUGUAUGCGAGCACAAAUAUUGGAACGUUAACUGAGGUGUUUCUUGUUACCCAGGUGUGUCCUCUUAGAUUGACCGUUUAAAUAAUAAAUAGCUCUGAACAUCUCUUGGUUUUAGCCUUCAGUGGAAGUGGGAGGUUUUAGACUGGCCAAGUCAAUUCCCAGACCUCAACCCAAUUGAGCAGCAUUUCACCUCCUGAAGAGGAGACUGAAGGGCGAAAUCCCCUGAAACAAACAACAACUGAAAGAGGCUGAUAUAAGAGAAGAAACCAACAAUUUGAUGUCCGUGAGUUGCAGGCUUGAUUCAGUUAUUGCAAGCAAGGGGGGGAUAUGCAACCAAAUAUUAAGGCUUUGGGUGGGCUGAUACAAAAAGGUUUUAUGUUUUAACACAUCUAGAUGUAAAUACCAGGAAAUAAAAGCUGGGAAAAAAAACUCUUCUCAUAUCAAUAUUUUGAUCUCAAACCCAAAUGACUUUGCUGUAUAACACAAACAACUGAACUGGCCUUGCUGUUCCAAUAGUUUUGGAGUGGACUGUACUUGUAGUCGAGAACAGAUACAAGCCAAACAGUUACAUCACUUGGUCUUCUUUAGAUUGAUCUAAAGGAGGUAUAGGAAUUUGGAGGCAUGCAUUUGUUGAUUUAAGGGAUGCCUUAAAAUCAAUAGCCAAUUGCAACACGUGAACUAUAAGUCACACUCUAAAGUAGAUCAUACAUUUUACAAUAAAAGUAGUGAGUUUAAAACUA